This is a messenger RNA of Aspergillus versicolor CBS 583.65, 2742 nucleotides long. Its product is annotated as RING-type E3 ubiquitin transferase MAG2. The transcript is spliced from 2 exons. Gene Ontology annotation, biological process: positive regulation of transcription by RNA polymerase II. NCBI's taxonomy places the organism in Eukaryota, Fungi, Ascomycota, Eurotiomycetes, Eurotiales, Aspergillaceae. Gene Ontology annotation, molecular function: transcription cis-regulatory region binding; metal ion binding. The record is from RefSeq and is a predicted model, not a curated record. Bases 276 to 2453 code for a protein of 725 amino acids.
CGCUUUUCUCCCUCUUUUUGCGUUGAGCCGGAGGAGGAUCAGGUUUCUGGUGCUUCUCCUCUCCUGCUGCUGCCCCUCGGGGUUUCUUUUGAUCCGUUUGCUCCAUUGCUAAGAGAUCCAGGAAUUCUCGUUUUGCUUCUUGGAUUGUAACCCCCUGCGGGAGACGACCCCGUCCGAGUCUUGGUGACUCAACCCCUCAUACCAAUAAUACCUUUUGGAAACUCCCAUCAGUGCCCUAAACCUACAGACAUUGUUUGCUUUCCGGCAGGCAAGCAAUGUCGUCCAAUUCUGGCCAGACUCCUCCCUCUUCCAAGGCGGUGAACAUCCCGAAUAAGUCGUCAUCUUCGACAUUCCACUCCGCACCUGCAAUCGAUAGCAGACGCGUGGGAGGAUCAGGCAGCUUUGGCGCAGGGUUAGCGUCGAGGAGCUCAAGCUCUGCUCGAAACAAUCAGGCUCUGAAAAGCCAGCACAAGCGGCAAAGGCGUCCUCGGUUACUGGAUGAUGAUAUUGAUGAGUCGACCAUCAUGAGAUCGACAACCAGCCGAAAGGGACAGACGUCCAUCACCCACUUAAUGAACUUUUCUCUGCCCCCUCGUCCCGAAUACCAUCAUCCUCCACCACGGAACACCCGCCGCUACAACUCAUGGGGUCUUGGAUCAGGCUAUCAUGCGAUGGACAAGGCCCGCUACGUUCAUGCCAAUUAUCGCUUCAUCGUAACACCGAACCGCGUCUACCACGCCCAAGCAGCUAAUGCCGAUGUCCACCUUGACUGGGACUCGAUUCUCCAAAUACUCGUUUCAGCACAGACUCAGGCAUCCAGCUGCCCUAUUUGCUUGUCUACACCUGUGGCACCUCGGAUGGCUCGGUGUGGACACAUAUUCUGUCUGCCCUGUCUAAUUCGUUUUAUGCACUCGACAGACAAUGAGAAUCCGGCUCCCGAAAAGAAGGCACGCUGCAAAAAGUGUCCUAUCUGUUGGGAUAUCAUUUACAUCUCCGAAACACGGCCAGUGAGAUGGUUCAGUGGUCAAGAAGGGGUUCUCCCUUUUGAGGGCGGCGAUGUUGUGCUGAGGCUCGUCAAAAGGGACACGCGAAGUACCCUCGCCCUGCCUAGAGACGGUGCUGAGAGUCUUGCUCCUGAAGAGGAUGUCCCCUGGUACCAUGCUGCGGAAGUGGCCGAUUAUGCACGUAUAAUGAAAGGGGGAGAAGACUACAUGGUCGCCCAAUACGAUACCGAGAUUGAGGAUCUGCGCAGGCAGGAACAAGAAGACGAAGUCUUGUUUGGAGACGAGACCACAUGGACGAAAAAGGCAGUAUCAGCCAUAAACGAAGCCAAGCAAAGGCUUGAAGGUAUUGGGAAUCCUCCUGAAAUUUCACCCCAGCCAGCCGUCCAUCGACCACCGAGAGACCCAAUUACCCAUCAGGCGCCGCCGGAGGAAGUUGCACUCAUGUAUGCAUCGCAGCAUGCCACCAAGGCAGGCAAAUCUUCACCUAGUGAGGAGCCGACCACGCAUAACGAGGUUGACCAAACAACGGAAGCAAUUGGUAAUAUAGACUUGGUCGCAACGAAUGGCACAAAGUCCAAACAGAAACAUCCUGCGAGUGGCCGAAAUAAUGCACAGUCGGACCGCAAAAAGGAUGCCAACGCGCCUCAUCCUGCCGACCAGCCAUACUACUUCUACCAAGCUCUGCCACAUUACUACCUUUCCCCUCUUGAUAUCCGCAUCCUCAAGACCGCCUUUGGGGAUUACUCCUUGUUCCCCGCAACUAUCCUGCCUCGUGUUGAGCACAUAACUACGGGCCAUAUUAUGGACGACGAACUGCGCAAGCGCGUCAAGUACCUUGGUCAUCUCCCUCAGGGCUGUGAGGUGAAUUUCCUCGAGUGCGAUUGGAGAGACGUUGUCAUGCCAGAGGUUUUGGCACAGUUUAGCACGGAAAUAGGAAAGCGACGGAAACGGAAUAAAGAGAAAGAAGUCCGCGAGGAGAAGAGUCGCAUCAAAGCUGAAAAGGACGAGGAUGAGAAGCGUUGGGCUGCAGCACGUCAGAAAAGACCGAGUAUCAGCACCAGCGACCGUCCAUUCUCCGACCGUGAUUUUAUCCCAUUAGCAGGUGCAGCCGAUGCUGGAAAUAUCGAGCUCGGGUCUUCCGCCUCACCUCCUCGACCACCGUCUCAUUUCAGUGCGUUGGCCAGUCCUUCGACCAGUCCUCCGGGAGCCCGCACUGUCUGGGGAACCGCUGCGGUAGCAGGACCUGCCACAAAGCCUGACCACCUCAGGGCUACCCCUCGAGACGGCUGGCGAGAAGGGUGGGAAGACGAGUUGUUUGCUCACCAGGAGAGCGAGUUGAUUGCUCAGACAGCUGUGGAUGAGAACAAUUCAUCCUCGCAGGCGAAGAAGAAGGGAAAGAAGAACAAGAAGAUUACACUCAUGUCCACCAAUAUUCAACGGGGCGCUUGACUGCUUUGUACUAUCUCUUCUGUAUUUCUCUUCCUCGAGGUCUGUUCGAAAGCGGUAUUUUGAUUGGGAAUAAACUGGACAGGAGUCGACGGCCAUUGUUUGCAUUUCACGAAUCAUACACUAUAUAGCCUUGAAUUAGAAGAGCCGUAAAUAGUAAAUACACUAAAAUCUGACUGGCAAGAACAAACUGCUUAGGCCUGCAAGCCACCCUAUGUGGAGCAUUCCUUGGUUGGUUGUUGGCCCCUUAAAGAUCGCCGAGCUAAAAAGUUUCCCCGGCUUUAUUUUUGUU